AGGGAAGUAGCGGGGGUGGGGGGUUGCUAGGAGACCAGCUGGUUACCUCGCAAACAGUUGCGGCCACCGGCGGGAGGAGCGGCGGCUGAUGCCCCGGGACCAUGGCCGAGGACGAGGAGGACAUCGCGGCCGGGCCGGUCUGUUCCUACCUGACCUACAAGUCGGAGGGAGACCGGCUGUACCGGCGGGGCGAGUACGAGAAGGCCGUUCAGAGCUACACCCUGGCCCUUCAACGGGAACCGAAAAACAAGAACUGUCUGGUGGCUCGAUCUCACUGCUUCCUGUUGAUGGGAAACACUGCUGCGGCCUUGAAUGAUGCUGAGGCCUCCCAGACGGAGAGUAAGGAUUUCCCCAAGGGGCUUUAUCGAAAGGCCGAGAGCCUGUACGCCAAGGGCGAGUUUGAGCUGGCCUUGAUGUACUAUCACCGCGGGCACAAACUCCGCCCGGACGACCGCCUGUUCCGGCUGGGAAUCCAGAAAGCCCAGGAGGCCAUUGCCAACUCGGUCGGCAGUCCCUCCUCAGUGAGGCUGGAUACGAAAGGCGACCUGUCCUUUUUCUACAGAAAGGAGGAGAAAGUGGUCCCGAAAACGAAGUCGCAGCUGCGGCGACAGAAGCUGAACCUGAAGCAGCCGCAGGCCAACCUGGACCAGGUGGAGCCCAAGACCAACCGGACGGUCAGAGUGCUGCUGGGCGAGCUGUACCGCGACAAGGAGUACCUGGAGAAGCUGCUACUGGACAAAGAGCUGAUGAAGACGAACACGGAGUCCGGCGGGACGAUCCAGGACCUGAUCGCCGGCGGGAUCUCGUUCCUGGACGCGCAGACCGAGUUCUGGCGGGAGCAGAAGCCCAUCUUCGCCCGGGAGCGCGAGCGGCGGCUGAAGGAGCAGGAGUGGAAGAGCCACCGGCUGCCGACCCAGGAGACCGCCGUCGUCCUCAAGAGGGUCGCGGAGAUCGACGCCUUGUUUGCUGACGGCCGGGCCAGCGAGUGCAUGCGGAUGGCCACCGAGCUGCUGGACACGCUGAGGGGGUGGACGACGAGGGAGGUCCCCAGCAAGGUGGAGUUCCUCGCCCACCUGUACAACACCAUCGGAAACGCCCAGGUUGAGCUGGGAGACGUGGAGGGCGCCAUGAAAAGCUACCAGAAGGACCUGCACAUCUCGAGGAAGUACGAUAACACAGACGGGAUCUCGAGGGCCUUGGACAACAUGGGGAGAGUCUACGCGAGGACUGGAGAAUUUGAAAAGGCCACAGAAGUGUGGUUGGAGAAGGAGCCACUGACCAAAUCUAGUUUGGAGCGUACUUGGCUCUUCCACGAGAUUGGACGCUGCUACCUGGAGCUGAAGUAUCACGAAGGGGCUCGGGAUUACGGUUUAAAAUCCCUGGCGUCGGCGGAGAAGGCGGGAGACGAGGAGUGGAAAAUGAACUCGAACGUGCUCGUGGCGCAGGCUGAAUUUAAACUCGGCAACCUUCAGCAGGCCAUGACAUUCUUUGAACAGGCGCUGGAAAAAGCCAACUUGCUGGAUGACAACGCGGCGCAGGUGGCGAUCUCAAACGCUCUGCAGAACGUCCAGGAGGAGAUCGAGAUAGCGGACAAAGCCAAGGAAGAGGAGCUGGAAGAGCAUCGCAGGAAGCAGAGGUCCGGCAGGAUGGACGACGCAGAGACGAAAGGACAGACGGGUGAUCACGGUGGUUCAGCCCCGGAGGGAACUGCGGCCGAGGCGGGGGCGGUGAAAGGCGGGGCGGCGGAAGGGGGGCCGGAGGACGGGGAGGCAGCAGAGACGACGGGCCGAGGGGAGGAGACCGGCGAAGGAGCGACGGCCGAAGGCGAGGCGGGCCGAGGGGAGAAGGAGGAGUGAAACGUGCCUGGGAUUGACCCGAUAACGGGUCGCCCCCUUGGCUUUGCUUCCUACGCCUCUCAACCGUCUGGCCUUGUCAGCAAAGGAUUGAUUUUAUGAAAAUCAAUAAACCUGUUCGU
Mobula hypostoma (lesser devil ray) is the source of this 1975-nucleotide messenger RNA. RefSeq names its product outer dynein arm docking complex subunit 4 (gene odad4). The record is from RefSeq and is a predicted model, not a curated record. NCBI's taxonomy places the organism in Eukaryota, Metazoa, Chordata, Chondrichthyes, Myliobatiformes, Myliobatidae. Gene Ontology annotation, cellular component: cytoplasm. The transcript has 12 exons. The coding region runs from base 102 to 1856 and encodes 584 amino acids. Gene Ontology annotation, molecular function: protein binding.